Molecule: messenger RNA, 2341 nt
Organism: Vigna angularis (adzuki bean)
Lineage: Eukaryota; Viridiplantae; Streptophyta; Magnoliopsida; Fabales; Fabaceae
Product: receptor-like protein kinase FERONIA
Exons: 1
Coding region: 158-2338 (726 amino acids)
Biological process (GO): protein autophosphorylation
Cellular component (GO): plasmodesma; plasma membrane
Molecular function (GO): transmembrane receptor protein tyrosine kinase activity; ATP binding
Source: RefSeq, a predicted model, not a curated record
AUAAUUAGACUAGAUUUCCAUAUAUGAGGAUUGAGACGAAAUUCCUUUCAGGUUUCGCUCAGUACAACGAUCCUUCCUUUGUUUUGUGUGCUUCUCAGCAGUUACUACAAGCUUAUAGUAAACGAGAACAUCGAGCCAAUACGACUUAACCCUAAUAAUGAGGUUCAACAGUGUGACCCCCUUCAAAUUCUUCCUCCACCUCUUUACACUCUUUACGCACCUCCAAGCUCACACCACAGUUAACAAUUUCACAAUCAGUUGCGGCGCCACUGGAACAUCCUACGACGGUGAAAGAACAUGGACAGGGGACACAGGUUCAAUGUUCUUCUCUAAUCAAGACAACACCGUUUCCGCUAACCCAACACCACCACAACCUAAUUCCACCCUUCAAGUACCCUACAACACGGCACGUGUGUCUCGUUCCCAGUUCAAUUAUUCCUUCCCGGUAACCCCAGGCUCCUAUUUCCUUCGCCUCUUCUUCUACCCAGCUUCUUACCCUUCCUUUCCCCGUACACAAGCAUCCUUCACCGUUCAUUGCAACCAGUUCACUCUCUACAGUUUCAACGCCGACGCAGAAGACUCGGAAACCGUCUUCAGAGAGUACGUGCUCAACGUUCACAACAGUGAGACACUCAACCUCAGCUUCACUCCCUCACAACCUAACUCCCACGCUCUCAUCAACGGAAUCGAGGUAUUUUCUAUCCCAAGCGAUCUCUAUUACAGAACAGCGUGUAUCAGGAAGAGAUCAUCUAAGUUGACUUGGGACUUCCCCGUUGACUCUGGCUUCUACUACUUGGUUAGCCUCCACUUUUGUAAACUUGACCAGAACAUUACUAACAUCGCUGACAGGGUGUUCUGCAUUUACAUAGGGAGCGACCUGGCUGACGAUCACGCUGAGGUUAUGAGAUGGAGCAACCAAGGUAAAGGUCUCGCUGUGCAGAGAAAUUUCGUCCUUUUGAUUCCCAAAAAGGAUACUCAGGAAAAGGUUAGUCUCUCGCUCCAAUUGCAUCCUUAUUUCAAUUCGAGCAAUCUGUGCUUGAACGGUGUCGAGAUCUUCAAAAUCAGAGACUCCAACAACCUCGCCAGACCGAACGUGCAGAACGGUCUUGCGGUCGGAAAGAGAAGGAACGUCUUAUCAAUCGUAAACGGAACGAAUUACACCACAAAACAGAAAAUUAUCAUAGCAGGGGUGGUAUUCGUCUUGGUCUCGUUUGUUGGUUUCGCCGUCGUUUGGUGCGUAUUAUCCAAGUUCAAUUUACGCUCGUUCUCAACCAAUGUAUACCAACUGCCAACCAAUGCACACGAAUUGUCAACCAACACGCUCAUCUGCCGGCGUUUAUCCCUCGUCGAGAUCAAAGCCGCCACCAAAAACUUUGACGACGCUGCCGUGGUCGGCGUCGGGGGAUUUGGCCACGUGUACAGGGGCACCAUCCGAAGAAUUUUCAUGCCGGUGGCACUUAAGCAUUUCAGACCGGGUUCAAAUGGCCCUACAAAGUUCCUGGACGAGAUGGAGGUGGCUAUCAAGCGCCACAAACCGGGUUCAAAGCAGGGCGCAGAAGAGUUUCUGAACGAGAUCGAGUUGCUCUCGCAGCUCCGCCAUCGCAAUCUCGUUCCACUCAUCGGUUACUGCAACAGCAAGGAGGAGCUGAUCCUGGUCUAUAGUUUCAUGGCUCGUGGCAACCUCCGCGACCAUCUCUACAACAGCGAGAAACCUCCGUUGCCAUGGAAGCGACGCUUGCAGAUUUGUAUCGACGCAGCGCAGGCGCUUCAUUAUCUCCACUGUUGCGCCAAAACAUACACGAUCAUCCACAGCGACGUGAAAACCACGAACAUCUUGUUGGAUGAGGAGUGGGUGGCUAAGGUUUCGGACUUUGGGCUUUCCAGAAUUGGACCCAUAGUUGAGUCCAAGGCUCAUGUCUGCGACACCGCCAUGAAGGGUAGCUUUGGGUAUAUAGAUCCAGAAUAUUAUAAACGGCAAUAUUUGACGGAAAAGUCUGACGUGUACUCUUUCGGGGUAGUGUUGUUUGAGGUACUUUGCGCUCGUCCGCCGCUGAUCCGCUUCGCGGAGCCAAUACAAGAGUCGCUUUGUAAUUGGGUUAGGUACUGUUACCAAAAAGGAACCAUGGCACAGAUAUUGGACCCCAGCUUGAAUGGGAAGAUCGCGCCCAAAUGCUUUAGAAUGUUUUGCAAGAUUGGGGUGAGUUGUUUGUCGGAAAUUGGGACGCUUAGACCGUCCAUGAAUGAUGUGGUUGGGAACCUUAAGUAUGCUCUGCAACUACAAGAAAUUGCAGAUAUUAGCGAGGCGUAUUCUAAUACCAAAAACCCAUUGUCUGGUUAGGCA